CGUUGUAAACAGAGCCAGCAGCUCCUCGGAGGCCAAAGUGAAACAGCUCUUUUUAAGAUGAACAGCAUAGAGUGUGAGCGGCUAGACAGCCUGGAGGGGUGGGUGGCCGUUAAGAACAACAUCUUUGAGGAAGAUGAGACGUUUAAACUGGGCUUUAUCGUGCAGUGGAACGUAAUCGAAAGUAAGUUCGCCGUCACCUGCCACAACCGGACGUUACAGCGGCAGAAACGCAAAUCCGAGCCUGCCGCCGACGACCCGCAGAUGAGCUGGGCAGGACUCUUCUCCGUCAGCGAUUUGAGGCACAUCCAUCAGCAGUUUACGUGCGUAGCAGACGUCCUGGGAGGCUGCUUUCCGGAUUUGUCAAAGUUUGAAGAGGGCAACAACAUUUGGGAAUUGCUUUUCCUGAAUCGGAGGUCAGGUCCCGAAGAUGACGAAGAGAGGGAUUAUGAUGGGCCAUGUAGGAAACUCGAGAAAUAUUUCAGCACGGCCAUUGACCUCUGCGGGCGAAAGAUUGUUCUCGAUACCUUGUUCGCACAGGAUGACCGGGAUGUUGAGGAGUACUUUGAAAAUUUACAGGAGUUCAAAAAGAAGAGCAUGCAGGAGGAGAUGUCAAGGGCCAAGGGUCACCUGAGACAGCUGCUACAAAGUCACAGCGGUGCUGACAGGAUGGUUGUGCUGCUCAGCAUCUAUGAGGAAGAAGACGAGGCCUACCAGGACCUGGUCACUAUUGCCACAACUUUCUUCCAGUACCUCCUGCAGCCUUUCAGGGACAUGAGAGAGCUCGCCUGCCUUUACAAGAUAGACAUCCUUAAGUCUUUGGAGUUUGAAGACUUGGGUCCUAAGAGAAUUGCAGCUCUGGAAAAGGAGGCGGAAGAGUGGAGAAAGAAAGCAGAGGAUGCAGUCGCCUCAAUUCAGGACAUCACUGUCACCUACUUUGCACAGACUUCAAAGGCUCUGGCUGGUAUGGUGAAACAGAUGGAGGAGGAUAAGUGUCGUUUUGGACCCGCUGCCUGGGCGUCGGCGGCUCCCAGGCUGGAGAAACUGCGCUUCCUGUUGGCCAAAGAAACCCUGCAGCACAUGAGAGCUACAGAGAUGUGCCUCAGCCGCAAGAAAGAUGGCAUCAAGGAGAGGCUAGAGAACCUAUCUGUGAGAGUCCAGAGAGCUGAUCUAAGGUCUGCGUUUGAGGACGGCCAGAAGCAUGACACUGUGGACCGUCUGGAGCUGCAGUUCUACGAAACCCAGCUAGAACUGUAUGACGCCAAGUUUGAAAUCCUGAAAAAUGAAGAGCAGCUCCUGGUGGCUCAGAUUGAACCCCUGAGACGACAGAUUAAAGAGCUGAAGGAGCAGGUCGUGUACUAUGAUGUGUGUGAGGAUCCAGAGGAGCUGCAGAGCAUGGUCCACACAGGUGUUCAUCAAGCAGACUCUCCAGCUGUCAGUCAGCUCAAAAGACGCCUACAGACUUUGGAAACCAAGCGGGGCAACAUCUGUGCCCGACGAGCUUACCUGCGCAACAAAAAGGAUCAAUGCAUGGAUGCCAAUGAGCAGAAGCAGCUGGCAGCAAAACAGAGCUCCGUAGUAUUCACCCAGCAUCAUCAGGUCCACUUGAAACGAGAGAAGAGGAAGGAGGAGGAGCAGAGGAGGAAGGAGUGGGUGGACAAGGAGCGAGAGAAGACUCUGAGCCGAUUACGAUCCUUCAGAGAGAAGCGACCGGGCCAGUACAUCCUGAAAGCGCCCCAGUCCAGGACUUCAUCAUCUUGUCCAGAAGCCCUGUCUCUCUCCCAGCCGAUGUCCAUCAUCAGCCUCAGCCCCACUCCCGCUUCUGAAGGACCCCCUCCCUCCAUCCGACCUGCGCCUAGACGCAAAAAAAUGGCCAAAAAGCAGCAGGCUAAAGAUAUCCCUGUCCAAAUCUACGCUGGGCCGCCACCUCCAACCACCCCACCCCCUCCCCCUCCAACUGCCCCACCCCCUCCCCCACCGCCUCCCCCUCCCCCGCCGCUGCCUCCUGCCGUACCUCCUCCACCUGCCCGAGCUUCACCCUUAUCCGAGGAUGCACCGAUGCCUCUGAGUGAAAAAGAGAACCCUCCUUUUCCAGCCAAGAACAUGCUCAAACAAAAUAUAGGAACCAUGGAUGAGGUGUUGGCCUCACUGCAGCGUGGACAGAUGACGCUUCGAAAGGUCCCCGCGCCCAGCAAGCCAAGCCCCACCGUGGACGCGAGGAGCAGUCUGAUGUCUGCCAUCCGACAGGGAGUCACCCUAAAGAAGGUGGUUCCUGCACGAGCAGAGGUCCCGAGCAGCGGCGACAACGAGCUGGAGCGCAGCAUCAAAGCUGCCAUGAUGAGGAUGAAGAAGGUGGCAGCCGAUUCAGAUGAGGAGGACAGAAUUGACGACGAGGCACACAACGCAGACUGGGACAGCUGAGAACGCACGAGCACGCUCACACACGCCGAUGAAGCUGUUGUCUUACAUUAGCCCCCGCGCUGUUUUCCUCACAGUUGUGACCUGCAGCUCAUUGUUGCUGCUAAUUUUCCACCAAAAAGCUGCUUCUUUGACAAGAACAGGAUUACGCCCCCUCCGACUUAAACGUGGCAGUUUGUCCAAAUUGUUGCACGUUUAAUCCCUUUGGUGUGUUUCUCUCUCUCUCUUUCUUUUUCAAGUAGCCCUGAGAUGUUGCAAUGCAUCCAAAAUUGCAACUAAACAGCAAGCGUCAGAAUCAGGAUUGAGUUUCCUGUAAAACGGUUUCCAGUAUGCAGAAAUUCCCAGUGAGAGGGAAUGAGCCGUUUUGUUUUUAACGUUCCUGCUAAUGAUUGAAUUUCUCCCAAAUCGGUGCCUGAAGGCCUUCUGCGACACUGUCACGCACCAGAGGGAAGCUUGUGCUGCAGGCAGUGAAGGCAGCACUACACAAACAGUCGUUUUGCUCGCAUCUCUCAGUCUGAACUUAUCAUUUUCAAUGUAAUUAAAUCUGAACAGUUGUUUAUUUAACCUACCCCAGUAAGCGCUACAGCAAAGUGAAUGCAUCAGGAUUAAUUAUUUACAGCCCCGCAUGUCUGAAGUCUUCGUCAUUGUUUGCGUUACAGGCUCUCUCACGCUGCCCCUGAUUUUUCUUUCCAUGUCAGAAAUUGGUGAAUGCAUUAGGAUUAAUUGGAGGGCACUUUCUAAAUGAAAUUCACAGAGACAAAUUGAGAAUAUUGGGCUGCUAUUUUCAGCAAUUAAGUCUUCCUUUUAAAAUUAUGGAAUUAAUUACACAUCCCCGUCUCUAAUCACUGUAGAAAAGGUUGGUGAAAGGUUACUGUUGAUGUUUGGGGCAAACAUUGAACCUGUGACAGCUGUUAUUGUUCAUGAGAUUUAGAAUCUCUUACAAGUGUUCCUUACCUGAACCUCUGAAACAGUUAAAAAUACUGUUUAACAGCAGCAUUAAAUGCUUGACAGGAUGAAUUGAUUUCUAGUGUUUCUCAGAUGAAUUAAUGAUGGCUGAGGCUGAUACCUGUACUGCUGUGUUUUAAUAAUAAAUGAAGACACAUCAGGUCAUCAUCUCUUUGAUCCAAAAUGCAUUCAUCUGAACUCUUUGCCUCUCGGUUUGCUCACGUUGUUCUCUGAUCUCCAAAGGUUACCUGCACCCGGGCCCUCGUUCUUUAAACAAGCCACGCCAGACCUGCGCCGGUGAACCCCGGUGAGUGGGCUUUGGCGGAUUUUAAGCCCACGUUGAUGAGUCACGUAGUAAUAUCCAUGCUGGUAGCCCUCGCUCUCACGUAUCUAUCUCCUGCCGUGGCAGCUCAGACAUCACCAGCCAGCUGUGAUUGAGUUUAUUCAGCUCUGUGUACGUAGAGAAGCAGCAGAGGUGGCCGCAGCUGCUCUUGAACGUCUCCUGUUUGCAGGGCUUCCGUCAGUCUGGUGUGUAAUCUGCUGGCAACACCCAGGUGAUUCAGGUGGAAGACGGGUCACGCACCUUGGGGGAAGACACGCAUGGCGGGUAUUUAGACAAACACGUCCAUCGAGCAUAAACACAAAUUUCAGCAGCCUGUUACUAUGGCAACAAGAAGUCUCCGUGGUAGUGGCCUGCAGUGCCAUCUCUCUUUCUCUCUCUCUCACACACACACAUGUACAGAGCAGCAUAGUCUCUUAAUGAUGUUUCACCAUCUCGCCCACUCGUCACCAGUCACACAAUGAGCCUUGCGGAGAUUCAGACAGCGAUGAACAGCAGAGAGGGCACAGAGAGAGAGAGAGAAAGGCUGCUGCUGCUCUCCGGGUAUCAGUUGGGAGUGUGACUAAUAGUUGAGGACAAUUAAGGAUUUUUUUUUUUUUUUUUUUGCUAAACGUUUCACCUUUUUAAAAUUUUUAAUUUAAGACCUAAUUAUGUUUGUAAAUGGCAAAAAAGUGAUGCUAUCCAGAGUUGAAACUUGAAACGUGACACCGUAGCAAAAAAAAAAAAAAAAAGUAAAUACCUGGAAAAGAAUAACACUUUACAGCCA
Molecule: messenger RNA, 4466 nt
Organism: Archocentrus centrarchus (flier cichlid)
Lineage: Eukaryota; Metazoa; Chordata; Actinopteri; Cichliformes; Cichlidae
Gene: whamm
Product: WASP homolog associated with actin, golgi membranes and microtubules
Exons: 11
Coding region: 58-2418 (786 amino acids)
Biological process (GO): Arp2/3 complex-mediated actin nucleation; endoplasmic reticulum to Golgi vesicle-mediated transport
Cellular component (GO): cytoplasm; endoplasmic reticulum-Golgi intermediate compartment membrane
Molecular function (GO): Arp2/3 complex binding; actin binding
Source: RefSeq, a predicted model, not a curated record